AGCAUGGGAGAUGAGAAGCAGCCGAAAAUGGUUCCGAAAUCCACAUCCUUCAGCAUCAAGAACCUCUUACUCCCCGAAGAGGUCCAGCAAAGUGACAACAGUCAGAACACACAGGCCGGCUUCCUGAGCAGUAAAAGCGGCGAGAGCGAGAGCGGGGCUGUCAAGGCUGAUUUCAAAUAUUUGGACCAUCCGGAGACACAGGUCGUCACCGAAGGAAGCGAGCAAAAGAAGGACGAGAAGAAACAAGGCAAAUAUGACAAGCCGCCUUUCAGUUAUAACGCCCUGAUCAUGAUGGCAAUCCGCCAGAGCCCCGAGAAACGUUUGACUCUCAACGGGAUCUACGAAUUUAUCAUGAAGAAUUUCCCAUAUUACCGGGAGAACAAGCAGGGUUGGCAGAACUCCAUCCGCCACAACCUCAGCCUCAAUAAGUGUUUCGUCAAAGUGCCCCGGCACUACGAUGAUCCGGGAAAGGGCAACUACUGGAUGCUCGACCCGUCCAGCGACGACGUCUUCAUCGGCGGAACGACGGGCAAACUUCGGCGGAGAUCGGCCACGUCGAGGGGCAAAUUGGCUUUCAAGAGGGGGCUUCGCCUUUCGACGUCGGGACUGGGCUUGGUGGAGCGGGGCAACCCCCUGUACUGGCCCCUGUCUCCGUUCCUGUCCCUGCAUCAUCCCCACAACGGGCUCAAUUAUAGCAGCGCUGCCUCCAGCUUUUUGAACCAGGCUCCCACGUACAGCUCGUUGCUCUCCGGCUGUGGAUCCGGAGUCGACCAGAUGGCAAGCGGUGACUUCUCCCACCCGUUGUUAAGGGGAUCCGUACAGUGCGGCUUGGCCAACGGAUACACGGUGAAUCCUUGCUCCGUCAGCUUACUGUCAGGCCAGGCUGGCUAUUUCUUCCCUUCCCUACACCACACGCAGACGGUGCAACACCAGAACGGGUCGGGGAUGGGGAAUCCGGGAGCACCUUCCAGUUCCCCUCCGGCAGCUUCUCUUCUUUCCGAGACCCUCAGACCGUCUCUUUCCACCUUCUCAUCAGGACUGGCCGCUGGAUUUACCAGCUAUCUGUCACAGCAGAGCGGAGGGACUCCCAGCAAUUCAUUUUUGCACUGA
This is a messenger RNA of Mobula hypostoma (lesser devil ray), 1110 nucleotides long. It is a transcript of the gene foxg1b, whose product is annotated as forkhead box G1b. The record is from RefSeq and is a predicted model, not a curated record. Gene Ontology annotation, molecular function: sequence-specific double-stranded DNA binding; DNA-binding transcription factor activity. Bases 4 to 1110 code for a protein of 368 amino acids. Gene Ontology annotation, biological process: regulation of transcription by RNA polymerase II. Lineage: Eukaryota; Metazoa; Chordata; Chondrichthyes; Myliobatiformes; Myliobatidae. The transcript has a single exon. Gene Ontology annotation, cellular component: nucleus.